CAUUCACCAUUCGGUCAGUCAACCGAUCACCCGCGAAAGUUGUGCACGUUCGUAAUUCAACGUUCAAAAUUAUUUACGAAAUAAAUUCUGUCUUUUGCAAACAUUGCAUAGGAUAUUGAAUUUAGUCGCAACGCUAAUUUAGUGCUCCUUGGUAAAUAAAUUGCAUUAGUCAUCAUAAUUAAUGCAUUAUUUUUGUAUUAAAUUGGUGAAUUUGUGCAAGUACUGUUUGUUGUGCAAAUAAUUACUUUCGCGCUUUCGAAAUUCGAAUUGCGUAGUCGUUAGUAUUCCCGGGUCGGUGCAGUUCAUUGGGAAAAUGAGUCUGAGUCGUUUGUGUCGCGUUGUGAAGUGCGAUUUAGUGAAAGUUCAGUCAUCUAGUGCGUUGGUUUCGAAACUUUGGGGACCUUGUACUGUGAGGGAAGUGAGCACAUGUAACACGCAGCGAGCAAGUGUUGCCCAACACAACUCGAAGCCGGACUGGAAUCGAGCAGUGAGUGAGGCGGAGAAGAUUGUCGGAUAUCCCACCUCCUUCCUGAGUCUGCGAUGGGUCCUGAGCGAUGAAAUUGCGAACGUAGCUUUGCAUCUGCGCAAAUUGGUCGGGAGCAACCAUCCUUUGCUGAAGACAGCUAAGAACUUAAUCUACAAUGGCAAGAACAACAUGCAAGCGUGGGGGCUCAUCGUGCUUCUGGUAUCAAAAGCAGCCGGCCACAGCCCCGAGAUCCCAGACAUGGAGCAGGACAAGGCUGCUGGUGUCUUGCAUAGUCAACGAGCUCUUGCAGAAGUAACAGAGAUGAUCCGCACCUCUCACUUGGUGCACAAAGGGCUGGUCAACAUGAACUCCAGACAACCUAUAGCGGCCGAACCUGAUGACAUGAUGUUUGGCAACAAGAUAGCUCUGCUCAGCGGAGAUUACCUGCUCGCUAACUCUUGUUCUGAGCUGGCGAAUUUGAGGAACCAAGAGCUGGUAGAACUGAUGUCUUCAGCAGUGCGAGACCUGGCUGAAGCGGAGUUCCUCGGCGAACGUGAUGAGCAGAACAACCCACUGCCAUCGAGACCAUUGCCUAAAGAGCAGAUACAGGAAGCAUCAGAAUGGGACAUAAUAACAGACCCUCUCCCAAUGGGCGGAGUGAUCGGUUGCGCUGGCCGCGAGUGGUCAGCGCGUCACGUGUUAGCGGCGGGCGCUCUGCUGGGUAAGAGCUGCUCUGCUGCUCUGAAGCUGGCUGGACAUAACCAGGAGUUGCAGACGCAGGGCUACCUCUUCGGCUGUCACCUCGCACUCGCAUGGCAAGCCUUCCUAGACCUGGAAGCGUUCACAGGCCCCGAGCCCGCUAGCUUCUCGCUGGUGGGGGCUCCGCUGGCCUUCACGCUGCAGGCGCGGCCUGAACUGUACGAGUAUAUUGAAGCUGGCAAGAAGAGUGUGCAUGAUGUGGAUUAUCAUGCGCUUUAUGAAGCAGUGGUAUCAGGGCCCGGCAUCGAGGAGACGCUGCGGCUGCAGCGCUCGCACACGUCCCGCGCGGUGCGGGUGCUGGACAGCUUCCCCGCCUGCGACGCCCGCACCGCGCUCGCCAACAUCAUCGUCGCUAUGCAUCAUGAUCAUCUCUAGUGUCAGGCAUACACAUAGUGUCAUCCACAGCUAUACAAGCAGUAGUAUCAUAGCCUCCCCGCCGGCAUCUGAUGAUUUUUCCCCGAAUACGGUACCCGUAAACUGUAUCUACUCGUCAUCAUCAUCGUCGCUAUGCAACAAGAUCAUCUCUAGUGGGGAAAAUAAAUAGUGUCUUCGUUAUUUUUGUAGAUAUAUUUUGUAAGGACUAUCUCUUUGAGAGCCGAUAUUCC
Helicoverpa zea (corn earworm) is the source of this 1830-nucleotide messenger RNA. RefSeq names its product all trans-polyprenyl-diphosphate synthase PDSS2 (gene Pdss2). Gene Ontology annotation, biological process: ubiquinone biosynthetic process; isoprenoid biosynthetic process. The transcript has 7 exons. Lineage: Eukaryota; Metazoa; Arthropoda; Insecta; Lepidoptera; Noctuidae. The coding region runs from base 314 to 1600 and encodes 428 amino acids. Gene Ontology annotation, molecular function: prenyltransferase activity. Gene Ontology annotation, cellular component: mitochondrion; transferase complex. The record is from RefSeq and is a predicted model, not a curated record.